AUGUCAGUAAUAGUUCAGUUUAAGGAAGAAAUUUCUAAGCGCUUCAAGUCCCGUACCGAUCAGCUUGUACUCAUAUUUGCUGGAAAAAUAUUGAAAGAUCAAGAUACUUUGACUCAGCAUGGGAUUCAUGAUGGACUCACUGUUCACCUGGUUAUCAAAACACAAAACAGAUCACAAGACCACCAAGCUCAGCAAACACACAGCAGCGGGAGUACCGCUACCACAUCAGCAUCAAGCAGUAGUACCUCAACACCAACUUCAACAAAUAGUAACCCUUUUGGCUUGGGUGGCCUUGGAGGUUUGGCAGGCCUGAGUAGCCUGGGCUUAAAUACAUCAAGCUUUUCAGAAUUGCAAAGUCAGAUGCAACGACAACUCAUGUCCAACCCAGAAAUGAUGGUUCAGAUAAUGGAAAAUCCAUUUAUUCAGAAUGUGCUUUCAAAUCCUGACCUGAUGAGGCAGUUAAUUAUGGCUAACCCUCAAAUGCAGCAACUGAUACAGAGAAAUCCAGAAAUUGGACAUAUGCUGAAUAAUCCGGAUAUAAUGAGGCAGACAAUAGAACUUGCUAGAAACCCUGCAAUGAUGCAGGAAAUGAUGCGAAACCAAGACCGAGCCUUGAGCAACCUUGAAAGUAUACCAGGUGGAUACAAUGCUUUGCGACGUAUGUAUACAGAUAUUCAGGAGCCAAUGUUGAAUGCAGCGCAGGAACAGUUUGGAGGUAAUCCAUUUGCUUCUUUAGUAAGCAAUGCAUCGUCAGGAGGGGACAGUCAGCCAUCUCGUACAGAAAAUAGAGAUCCAUUACCAAAUCCCUGGGCUCCUCAGUCCAGUUCUCAGAGUUCUACUACAAGUACCAGCACAAGUGGUGAGAACACUGACAGUACUAACGUUGGAAAUAAUACUUCUGGCAGUACAGGACAGAGCUCAACCAUACCAAAUUUGGGACCUGGACUAGGAGCUGGUAUGUUCAACACACCAGGAAUGCAGAGCUUGUUGCAACAGAUAACUGAAAACCCACAACUUAUGCAGAAUAUGUUGUCAGCACCCUAUAUGAGAAGCAUGAUGCAGUCAUUAAGCCAGAAUCCUGAUCUUGCAGUACAGAUGAUGUUGAAUAAUCCUUUAUUUGCUGGAAAUCCUCAGCUUCAGGAGCAAAUGAGACAACAGCUUCCUACUUUCCUUCAGCAAAUGCAGAAUCCUGACACCUUAUCAGCUAUGUCAAACCCAAGAGCAAUGCAGGCUUUACUACAGAUUCAGCAGGGUUUGCAGACUCUGGCAACAGAGGCACCGGGACUUAUACCAGGAUUUAAUCCCGGUUUUGGUGGACUGGGAAGCACUGGAGCUCCUACAGGGUCCAAUGUACCUAGUUCUGUUUCCAGUGGCAGUACAAAUCCAACUUCAGGACCUGCUGAACCCAGUCACCAGCAGUUUGUCCAGCAGAUGUUGCAGGCGCUUGCUGGUGCAAAUGCUCAGUUCCAAAAUACAGAAGUUAAUGUAUAGAGAUUUUAAUUCGGA
This is a messenger RNA of Meleagris gallopavo (turkey), 1506 nucleotides long. The record is from RefSeq and is a predicted model, not a curated record. Lineage: Eukaryota; Metazoa; Chordata; Aves; Galliformes; Phasianidae.